Lachancea fermentati is the source of this 1146-nucleotide messenger RNA. NCBI's taxonomy places the organism in Eukaryota, Fungi, Ascomycota, Saccharomycetes, Saccharomycetales, Saccharomycetaceae. The record is from the annotation of a GenBank genome assembly.
AUGAAUGCUGUGUCUUAUAUCACAAAUAAUAUAAUUCCACCUAAACUUGAAGAAACUAGCCCGAGAAAAGCCAAAGAAUCUAACGCAAGAGAUGAUCCUAAUGAUAAUGACAAGAGCAACAGUUGUGAUACCGAGAAAAAGAGCAGGGCCGAAUGGGCCCUAGUGUGUUCCAUAAUAACAUUCCUACCUAACAUGCUUAUCAUAAAACCUAUUCUUUUCAUUUGGUAUAUCAUCACUUUUCCCCUCAGUCUGAUGGAGCAUGUGCCAACGGAUAGUGAGGAAGUGGAGCAAGACAGCAGCCCUCGAACAGAAUCAGUUGGGAAAAUCGGAGACAGCAAAAUAGAAACGAUUGUAGAAGAAGAGGAUGAUGAUCUGGGGGGAGACGAGAUCAUACUCCAACAAGAUGCGGUGAAAGGCUCGCUGACCACAAGUCUCGAAAUACCAAAUCAAACGAAACUCACGAAGCCCGUCAACAGAUCAAGCAUACGGUCCGGAAGCUCAGGGACAGCCCUAGGCACUCAACGUAUGGGACGCUUUCUCUUCCCCAAGAAAUUGAUACCGCAGUCUGUGUUGAACAGAGAAAAACGAAAGACAUUAGUACUCGAUUUGGACGAGACUCUUAUUCAUUCGAUGUCGCGGGGAACUUCCUCGAGCAACUCUUCGCAGGGUCACAUGGUUGAAGUCAAAUUUUCGACUAGCGGCAUUUCAACACUCUACUACGUCCACAAGCGUCCUUACUGUGACUUGUUUCUCAGCAAAGUCAACAAGUGGUAUGACUUGGUUAUAUUUACAGCAUCAAUAAAAGAAUAUGCCGAUCCUGUCAUUGAUUGGCUCGAGAGUUCAUUUCCCGGGAAGUUCCGUCAGAGGCUUUAUCGACAAGAUUGCAUUUUAAGAGAGGGUGUUGGCUACAUCAAGGACCUCUCUCAGCUUCCUGGCUCUUCUCUUAAUGAGGUCUUCAUUAUAGAUAACAGCCCCGUGAGCUACGCCAUGCAUGUUGACAAUGCUAUCCAAGUUGAAGGUUGGAUCAGCGACCCGACCGAUACUGAUUUAUUGAAUUUAAUACCGUUGCUCGAGGGCUUAAGAUUUACAACGGACAUUCGCAAUGUCUUAUCUCUCAAGAAUGGUGAACAAGCAUUUAACAUAUAG